CCAUCCCCUUUCCUUUCUUGUAUCUCAUUUCAUUGCCUGUUUUCCACUUCAAUCCUUGAAGACAUGAGUGGUUUUAGAGUAGAAGAGAGCUCCGGGAACGGAAGCAACGGCGAAAGGAAAUACAAAGGAAUCCGUCGUCGGAGAUGGGGGAAAUGGGUGUCGGAAAUCCGAGUCCCGGGCAGCCAAGAACGGCUUUGGUUGGGGUCUUAUUCGACGCCGGAAGGCGCUGCGAUCGCCCACGACAUUGCGUUCUAUUGCCUGCGUCGACCGUCUUCCUUAAACUCUCUCAACUUCCCCACCAUGCUACCUCCGAAUGUCAAUGCCGACAUGUCCCCCAAGUCUAUCCAGAGAGCGGCAACGGAUGCCGGCAUGGCGGUCGACGCCAUCCUGAUGGUGGAGUGCCGGCCCGUCGGUAAUGACAACAGUGGGAGUGUAUUUAUGGGCGUGGAGACUGAGUCUUUGAACAUAUCUGUUGAUGAUUAUCUCGAGUCUUGA
Hibiscus syriacus is the source of this 495-nucleotide messenger RNA. Its product is annotated as ethylene-responsive transcription factor ERF020-like. The record is from RefSeq and is a predicted model, not a curated record. The transcript has a single exon. Gene Ontology annotation, biological process: regulation of DNA-templated transcription. Gene Ontology annotation, molecular function: DNA-binding transcription factor activity; DNA binding. The coding region runs from base 64 to 495 and encodes 143 amino acids. NCBI's taxonomy places the organism in Eukaryota, Viridiplantae, Streptophyta, Magnoliopsida, Malvales, Malvaceae.